Messenger RNA from Salarias fasciatus (jewelled blenny), 1694 nucleotides. Its product is annotated as trichohyalin-like. The transcript has 3 exons. Bases 1 to 1674 code for a protein of 557 amino acids. Lineage: Eukaryota; Metazoa; Chordata; Actinopteri; Blenniiformes; Blenniidae. The record is from RefSeq and is a predicted model, not a curated record.
AUGGAGGACAUAGAGGACGUGGAGGACGCUGAUAUCCUGAAAGAACAGAUCCUGAAGGAACAGAUCCUGAAGGAACAGAUCCUAAAAGAACAGAUCCUGAAAGAACAGAUCCUGAAGGAACAGAUCCUGAAGAAAAAGAUCCUGAAGAAACAGCUCCUGAAAGAACAGAUCCUGAAGGAACAGAUCCUGAAGAAAGAGAUCCUGAAAGAUCAGAUCCUGAAGAAACAGCUCCUGAAAGAACAGAUUGUGAAGAAACAGAUCCUGAAAGAACAGAUCCUGAAGGAACAGAUCCUGAAGAAACAGCUCCUGAAAGAACAGAUUCUGAAGGAACAGAUCCUGAAAAAAGAGAUCCUGAAAGAUCAGAUCCUGAAGGAACAGAUCCUGAAGAAAGAGAUCCUGAAAGAUCAGAUCCUGAAGAAACAGCUCCUGAAAGAACAGAUUGUGAAGAAACAGAUCCUGAAAGAACAGAUCCUGAAGGAACAGACCCUGAAGAAACAGAUCCUUAAAGAACAGAUCCUGAAGGAACAGACCUUGAAGGAACAGAUCCUGAAGAAACAGAGCCUGAAAGAACAGAUCCUGAAGGAACAGAUCCUGAAGGAACAGAUCCUGAAAGAACAUAUACUGAAGGAACAGACCCUGGAUAAACAGAUCCUGAAGAAACAGAUCCUGAAGGAUCAGACCCUGGAGAAACAGAGUCUGAAGAAAAAGAUCCCAAAGGAACAGAUCCUGAAGAAACAGAUCCUGAAGGAACAGAUCCUGAAGAAACAGAGCCUGAAAGACCAGAUCCUGAAGAAACAGCUCCUGAAAGAACAGAUUGUGAAGAAACAGAUCCUGAAAGAACAGAUCCUGAAGGAACAGACCCUGAAGAAACAGAUCCUGAAAGAACAGAUCCUGAAGGAACAGACCCUAAAGGAACAGAUCCUGAAGAAACAGAGCCUGAAAGAACAGAUCCUGAAGGAACAGAUCCUAAAAGAAGAGAGCCUGAAGGAACAGACCCUGAAGGAACAGAUCCUGAAGAUACAGAUUGUGAAGAAACAUAUCCUGAAAGAACAGACCCUGAAGAAACAGCUCCUGAAAGAACAGAUCCUGAAGGAACAGAUCCUGAAAGAACAGAUCCUGAAGGAACAGACCCUGAAAGAACAUAUCCUGAAGGAACAGACCCUGGAGAAACAGAUCCUGAAGAAACAGAUCCUAAAGGAUCAGACCCUGGAGAAACAGAGUCUGAAGAAAAAGAUCCCAAAGGAACAGAUCCUGAAGGAACAGACCCUGAAGAAACAGAUCCUGAAAGAACAGAUCCUGAAGGAACAGACCCUAAAGGAACAGAUCCUGAAGAAACAGAGCCUGAAAGAACAGAGCCUGAAGGAACAGACCCUGAAGGAACAGAUCCUGAAGAAACAGAUUGUGAAGAAACAGCUCCUGAAAGAACAGAUCCUGAAGAAACAGCUCCUGAAAGAACAGAUCCUGAAGGAACAGAUCCUGAAGAAAGAGAUCCUGAAAGAUCAGAUCCUGAAGAAACAGCUCCUGAAAGAACAGAUUGUGAAGAAACAGAUCCUGAAAGAACAGAUCCUGAAGGAACAGACCCUGAAGAAACAGAUCCUGAAAGAACAGAUCCUGAAGGAAGAGACCCUGGAGAAACAGAGUCUGAGGAAACAGAUCCGAAGGAACAGAUCCUGAAGAAACAGAUCCUGAAAGAA